Rotaria sp. Silwood2 is the source of this 777-nucleotide messenger RNA. The record is from the annotation of a GenBank genome assembly. Lineage: Eukaryota; Metazoa; Rotifera; Eurotatoria; Philodinida; Philodinidae.
AUGAUGUCUAAUCUAUUUCAUUCUCAUCCUGUUAUAAAUAUGGUAAAUAAAUCAUCAAAUUCUAAUUCAUCAUUAAAUGAACAUAUAAAACGUCCUAUGAAUGCAUUUAUGGUUUGGUCACGUGGACAACGACGUAAAAUGGCUCAAGAAAAUCCUAAAAUGCAUAAUAGUGAAAUAAGUCGUCGUUUAGGUAUUGAUUGGAAAUUAUUAGAUGAUGAACAAAAACGACCAUUUAUUGAUGAAGCUAAACGUUUACGUUCAUUACAUAUGAAAGAACAUCCAGAUUAUAAAUAUCGUCCACGACGUAAACCAAAAUCAUUAAUAAAAAAAGAACCAUAUCCAUUUUCAUUUGCAUCAUUAUCAACAACUAAAGAUUCAAAUGAUUUAUCAAAUUCUACAAAUAUACAACAACAAUUAAAUGAAUCAUUAGCUCUUAAUCUUGAAAAAUGUCGUUCAAUAUUAUCUUCUCAAGCAACAACACCAUCAUCACUUUAUCCAUAUACAACAGGAAAAUUAACUGAUUUUUCACCAGCAACAUUUGCUUAUAAUCCACUUGCAUAUGCAGCUGCAUUAUCAACACAUUAUCCAUAUAGUAGUAUGUUAUCAGCUAGUUUAGCUGCAUCUGUUGUUACAACAUCACCAUCAUCAAGUAUAUCAUCAAAUAAUUCUAUUAAUGAUUAUCAUUUUGGUCUUCAUCGGCCACAAGCACUUUUACCAACAAAAUUAUCAUCAGACACAAAUAAUAAUUUUCAACAUAAUACACUUAAACAUUUUUAA